GUUUAUUUCAGGCACGAUGACACGCCUCGGAUUUAACUUCUCACUGCAUGUUCUAUGCAGAACUUUCCUGACUUUGUUAUUUCUGGUCUUGGUAAGGCCUGCUAUGAAUCUGUUUUCUGAUCAGGGUGAAAGCUGAAACAACAUUUAUAUGCCAAGGAGUUGUUUUACCUUCGACUCAUCAGCGUUGAGGUGAUUUCAGAAGAAAACAUCUGUGAUCCUUCAUUAAUACCAUCAAGAUGUGAUUUGUAUCUGAAGAUCUGCAUUGCAAGCAGCACAGCACGGUAUCGUUGACGUUUUUCUGACUAAUUAGCUGGUUGGCUUCAGACAUGAAUGUGAUAUUUUGUAUGCGACAACUCCAAGAACCGCGUUCGUUAAUCAGAAUUACAUAGGGUUUGGGAGCAAAGUGGGAAGUCUUUCAAACCCAAUCGUCACCAUACUUCCUGAAUUUCCGGUUAGUUCUUGUAAACUUACCGUUUACUAUAGAUCGUAUUUUCAGAAUGCGCUUAAUUUGACGGUGGAUGUUUUUGAUGCGGAUCCCGCCUGGAUAGCUCCGGAUCAGCAUAUUGCAACCUUGAAGCAUGAGGUCUUUUCUCCCACAACACGUAUUUCGGAAGUUGUUUUGGAUAAAUUAAACGUAUCCGUUGCCAAUCUGCUCGAUCCACGACCAAUCACCAUGACAAGGAAUAUUCGUGGGGGACACAUCCGACUACGUUUGGCCAUGUGGAUACAGUGUCCCGACAAUUCCUAUGGGCCACGAUGCCAAAACCGGUGCCUUCCUGAACAUUCAAGGAAUGGAAGGCAUUAUGGUUGUGUACUUUCAGAUGGUUCUCGCGUAUGCAUGCCAGGAUGGUACGGCCCUCAGUGCGAUGAGGUGGACAUAUGUGAUACGAGAAGACCUUGUGGACCGACAGGCAUUUGUAAGAAAGUGGAUGACGGCUUUCAGUGUAUAUGCACAAAAGAGUUCACUGACCCGAUUUGCACCCAACCCAGAAGUCCGUGCCAGUCAUACGGAUCACUGUCCGGAGGAACACCUACGGAUCCAUACUGUAUGAAUAGUGGGCUUUGCGUACUUGACGAACAGCGGGCACGACGUUGCAUUUGCAUGCCUGGGUUUACCGGAACAAGAUGUGAACAUGAUGUGGAUGAAUGCUCACACUGGUAUUCGAUUCAACAUUCACGGGAAGUAACCGAGGUCCCUGAAAAGAUCGCUGAAGUAAUCAAAUGUUACACACCCGGACAUGUAGCCAGUCCUUGUUGUGGAGAAGAGUCUGUGUGUGUUAAUAAAUUCGGUGGCUAUACAUGUCUGUGUCCCAUCGGUUGGACGGGGCUUCACUGUGAAUACCCACCCACCCUAUGGCCUCCUGGUUUCCAGCCUCAGGUCAACGAAUCCGUGGGCUAUGGCAAUGUGGAUUUCGGACUAUGGAGCGUAAAAGCCCCAACAACAGAAAACGUUAAAAUUUACCGGUUACUGGUGGAUUGUGGCAUUCGGUGUUCUGUUUCUGAUCCUAUUCUUGACGCUAAUUGGAGUCGUCAUCUGCUGUGUGUUUCACUGGCGCCGUCGCAGCAAACCGGAGAUGUUACCCAUGCGACCGACGACGCUUCAAGUACCGGUUACUGGUGGAUUGUGGCAUUCGGUGUUCUGUUUCUGAUCCUAUUCUUGACGCUAAUUGGAGUCGUCAUCUGCUGUGUGUUUCACUGGCGCCGUCGCAUCAAACCGGAGAUGUUACCCAUGCGACCGCUUCCGGAACCCUACCACCAUCAACCGAAGAGGUAUAGCAGACCAAACAAUAUGGAUUCCUGUAAAGGAAGUGUUUCAAACGCUCUUUACACCAUCCAACCCGGUCCAACAUCAUUUCCAUUGUUAUAUCCAACGCUUCCGAAAGAGGCUGACUGGGAUACAAUACCAAAAAGUCCUGCUGGUUGCUCAAUACAAGAUACAAUGUACGAAGCACUUUCAGACCGGCAUUCUGAAUACGACUCCCUUGUGUUGCCCGGUGAAGAUGAGUAUGAAAAAACAGAGGAAACGCCAAAAAGUAUGGAUUCCGAAGCCCAAAACAUCAACGAAAGUGAAAAAUUGAUGAUCCCUACGUAAACCAAAUAGAUGACGCCAAGUUUAGAGCUCAAGUCGCUAUCCGGUCCCUUAUGUAAAUCAUUCCAUCCGAAGACGAAGCUCCUCAUUAAAUGUGACGAAUCAGUCUGGAUAUGUCGGGAUAUGUUAGGUUUUAGUGUCAUUUGCCUUGAUUUUAGUUCACUUCUCAUUGCUGAUACUUUUGCUUCUUCUUGGACAAAUCAAAGCCUUUUUGAAUAUGAUUUUUUCAAAUGUAUACAUAUUUUUCAAAUGCAUACAAGAAGUAUCAAGUAUUGCC
This is a messenger RNA of Opisthorchis viverrini, 2366 nucleotides long. RefSeq lists its product as hypothetical. The record is from RefSeq and is a predicted model, not a curated record. The transcript has 7 exons. Gene Ontology annotation, cellular component: protein-containing complex; plasma membrane. Lineage: Eukaryota; Metazoa; Platyhelminthes; Trematoda; Opisthorchiida; Opisthorchiidae. Gene Ontology annotation, biological process: cell communication; heterophilic cell-cell adhesion; establishment or maintenance of epithelial cell apical/basal polarity. The coding region runs from base 674 to 2092 and encodes 472 amino acids. Gene Ontology annotation, molecular function: calcium ion binding.